UCCCUCACUACACCCAGGGCUGGAGAUAAAGUAGACCGAGCCUCUCUCCUCCCACCUUUUAGUGCAGCUAGCCGGAGUACAGGACGUAUCCCUGCUCAAACCCACGGAAAGAGAGGCAGACGGAGGAGUCAGCCACGCUGAAAGCAGGACGGCUAUUUUUCGCUUACUCCAAACCAGCCCAGUAGCUCGCUGUUUUUUCUUUUGUUCUCGUUGUAAAACUUCGGCUUUGUCAGCAGUUUGUCCCCGUUUGGGCUCAACUUUUUACCGAGCGGACAGAAAACAAAUGAACGUUCCCUCAGAAACACAGGAGCAUUUGGAACCAGUGGGAUGUUAGCUGUGGCUGAGACAGCAGGAGUGCCUGAAGGAGCAUGGUGAAACACCAACCCCUCCAAGUCUAUGAGCGCCAGCUGUGCUUGUCAUGCAUCACUGGGAUCUAUGGGUGCAGGUGGAAACGUUAUCAGAGGUCACAUGAUGACACCACCAAGUGGGAGCUUCUGUGGUCUCUCAUCCUCCUCCUCACCUUCUUCCUGCUGUUCGUCUGGUCCUACUUCUGGUGGGAGGCGGACAAUGACUACAACGAGUUCAACUGGUUUCUGUACAACCGCUCUGGGGAGUGGACUGAUGGAACUGUUCCCAUCCUAGCCACAACUGCUGCCGGCUUCACCUAUGUUUCAUUUUUAAUGGUUUUAGCACUUUGCCAUGUUGCACUUGGGCAACAGUUGAAUUUGCACUGGCUUCAUAAGAUAGGAGUAACUGCAGCUUUGCUUACCACCAUUAUUGGGAUCGUAUCAGUCAAUCAAACAUGGGGACAAGAGUGGGAUGUCGUCCCCAUCUCGCUGCAGGCUACGGGUCCCUUCCUGCACAUAGGGGCCCUGGCUGCAGCCACAGCUCUGUCAUGGAUUGUAGCUGGACAAGUCGCUAGAGCAGAAAAAACAAUCUUUCAGGUGGUGGUUGUGCUGCUGUACCUCAGUAUGUUACUAGGACUCUAUUUUCUGCCACUUUACAUCACCUCCCCGUGCAUUAUGGACCCCAGCUCACUUAAACCGCGGCCGGAGGUUUUCGGGCAUCAAGGAGACCCCAUGCUGGCUCCAGAGAACACACUGCUGUCCUUCCAGCGAGCACUGCAAAUGAACGUCACUGGACUGGAGGCUGAUGUAACCAUAAGUAUGGACGGCGUACCCUUCCUUAUGCGUGACCUUACCCUGCGGAGAACCACAGAUGUGGAAAAGCUUUUCCCUGACAGGGAGAGAAAUAAAGCUUCACAGUUUAACUGGACAGAUCUGCAGCAGCUCAAUGCAGGACAGUGGUUCCUCAAGUAUGAUCCCUUCUGGACUGUAAACAAAAUGUCGCUACGGGAGAAGAAUCUAACCGCCAAGCAGAGCGUGUGCAGCCUGGAGCAGCUUCUAAGGCUGGCCUCCUUUCACAACAGUACAGUUGUUUUCAGGUUGCGAAGGCCUCCUCCGGAGCAUCCCUGCUACACCACAUGGAUCAAUGAUACGCUGCAAGUAGUGCAGCAAUCUGGAGUUCCUCAAAGCCUGGUGAUGUGGACACCUGAUGAUGAAAGAGCUCAGGUGAAAAGGUUUGCUCCUGGUUUCAUCCAAACGUCGUUGGUUAAACGUACACCUAAAGAUCUGCAAAGUUCCGGCAUCAGCAGGCUGCUGCUUAGAUACAACCAAGUCAACACCAAUGACAUCACAGAUUACUCCAGGAACAACAUCAGCCUUACUUUGUACACUGUCAACGAGCCGUGGCUCUACUCAGUGCUGUGGUGCAGCGGGGUGGCAUCGGUCUCCUCAGAGGCCCCACAUAUCCUCAAAAAGGUGCCUUAUCCCAUCUGGCUAUUGAGGCCAAAUGAAUACUGCCUGAUGUGGGUGUCUGCAGACCUAAUUUCCUUCGCUGUCGUCAUCGGAAUAUUUAUUUUGCAAAACUAUCACACGAUCAGGUAUCGAAUGAGUGGCAUGCGCAGCUACAAUCCGGAGCAGAUCAUGCUGAGCGCAGCGGUCAGGACGUCCAGCCGAGACAUCAACGUCAUGAAGGAGAAACUCAUCUUCUCAGUUCAACCCCAGUAAUGGGUCACCCUCCAGCAUCCUUUGUGUGACGUGUCGCCUGACCAUCCUACCUCAUCCGUUCUCUUCGCAGGCAGUGACUGUCUCUUUUCCACCCAUACAUUUUCCAUUGCUUUUUAAACCUGUCCGCCCACUUUGCCUGCUGUUUCCCUUUAAUCCAUGCCUCCAUCCUUCCAUGUCUGUUCGCCUCCCCAAACCUCCUACUGCAACAUAGUGUAGGAGAUGUUUUUGUCUAGAGAAGCUCUAGUC
This is a messenger RNA of Cyprinodon tularosa, 2315 nucleotides long. It is a transcript of the gene gdpd5b, whose product is annotated as glycerophosphodiester phosphodiesterase domain containing 5b. Gene Ontology annotation, molecular function: glycerophosphodiester phosphodiesterase activity. Gene Ontology annotation, biological process: positive regulation of neuron differentiation; lipid metabolic process. The transcript is spliced from 17 exons. The record is from RefSeq and is a predicted model, not a curated record. Lineage: Eukaryota; Metazoa; Chordata; Actinopteri; Cyprinodontiformes; Cyprinodontidae. Gene Ontology annotation, cellular component: plasma membrane. The coding region runs from base 369 to 2069 and encodes 566 amino acids.